Xiphias gladius (swordfish) is the source of this 6030-nucleotide messenger RNA. Its product is annotated as monocarboxylate transporter 1-like. The transcript has 5 exons. The record is from RefSeq and is a predicted model, not a curated record. NCBI's taxonomy places the organism in Eukaryota, Metazoa, Chordata, Actinopteri, Istiophoriformes, Xiphiidae. Gene Ontology annotation, biological process: transmembrane transport; monocarboxylic acid transport. Gene Ontology annotation, cellular component: membrane. Bases 354 to 1814 code for a protein of 486 amino acids. Gene Ontology annotation, molecular function: monocarboxylic acid transmembrane transporter activity.
CGCGGCUUGCACAGCCAUCACCACAUCCCGGAGUGUCUCUGUGCGUGCGGUACUGCGAGCCGCCGCCGCCGCCGUUGCUGCUGCUGCUGCUGCUGCUCCUCCUGCUCCUCAACGUGGAGCCAUAAUCGCGACCAAGGGCACCCCGGGAGACACUCACCCCGCCGAGCCGAGCCUCCGCCGGACCCAGCCGACCCGCCGAGAAACCGCGGUUUUGAGUCCUGAUCCCAGUUCAGCUGGUCUGCCCCUCUCCAGUCCUCGGCAGCUCAGCUGUCCACCAGCAGUGGCAUUAGACUCCGUCUCCUCGUCCUCCUUGUUCUUCUUCUUCUUCUUCUUCUUCUUCCUCGUGAGCAGACAUGCCUCCAGCGGUGGGUGGGCCUGUAGGAUACACCCCUCCUGAAGGUGGCUGGGGCUGGGCAGUGGUGGUGGGGGCCUUCAUCUCCAUUGGCUUCUCCUACGCCUUCCCCAAAUCCAUCACAGUGUUCUUCAAAGACAUAGAGGCCAUCUUCGAUGCCACACCCAGUCAGGUGUCCUGGAUCUCCUCCAUCAUGCUGGCUGUCAUGUAUGCUGGAGGUCCAAUCAGCAGCAUCCUUGUGAACAAGUUUGGCAGCCGGCCCAUCGUCAUAGUCGGUGGUUGUCUGUCGGGGUCGGGGCUGGUCGCGGCCUCCUACUGCAACACCGUGGAGCAGCUCUACUUCUUCAUAGGAGUAGUGGGAGGUCUGGGACUGGCGUUCAACUUGAAUCCAGCCCUCACGAUGAUCGGUAAAUACUUCUACAAGCGCCGGCCCAUCGCCAACGGCAUCGCUAUGGCCGGCAGCCCCGUGUUUCUGUCCACCCUGGCCCCUCUCAACUCCUGGCUCUACGAUGAGUUUGGGUGGAGAGGCAGCUUCCUCAUCCUGGGUGGGCUCCUGCUCAACUGCUGCGUGGCUGGCUCCCUCAUGCGUCCCAUCGGGCCCAAACCUCAGCCCGCAAAGCCCGAGUUGGAGGCGGGCGAGGCCAAGGCGGGGGACUCAGUACAGCCGCAGCCUAAGAAGACGGUCCUGCAGACCAUCAACUCCUUCAUCGACCUGACGCUGUUCAAACACCGCGGCUUCCUGCUCUACCUGAUGGGCAACGUUGUUAUGUUCUUCGGCCUCUUUGCUCCGCUUGUCUUCCUCUCUAAUUAUGCCAAGAGUAAAGACAUCGGGAAAGAGAAGGCGGCCUUCCUGCUGUCAGUGCUGGCGUUCGUUGACAUGUUUGCCCGGCCCUCCAUGGGCCUGCUGGCUAACACCAAGUGGGUCCGGCCUAGGGUGCAGUACUUCUUCGCUGCGGCCGUCCUUUACAACGGUGUGUGCCACGUGCUGGCGCCGCUGUCGACUGACUACACUGGAUUUGUGGUGUACGCCAUCUUCUUCGGCUUUGCGUUUGGCUGGCUGAGUGCCGUGUUGUUUGAGACACUGAUGGACCUGGUGGGAGCGCAGAGGUUUUCUUCAGCCGUGGGUCUAGUCACUAUAGUGGAGUGCGCGCCAGUGCUGUUGGGCCCACCGCUAACGGGUACUUUCUACAACUACUACCACAGCUAUAACUACACCUACAUAACCUGUGGCAUCAUCCUCAUGGUCGCCAGCGUCUUCCUCUUCGUGGGAAUGGGCAUCAACUACCGCCUGGUGGAGCGGGAGAGGAAGGAGGAGGAGAGGAGAGAAAGAGAGGAGCCCAAGGAGGAGCGCGCCGCCAUGUUGGCGCCUCCCUCUCCAUCCAAAUCCGGCCAGGAGGCGAAGGAGGAGAACAAGGCCGUCACGCUGGAUGACGUCACCAGGAUGGACGAGGACACGGUCUAGAGAAUCAAAAGCUGACUCGAGAAGGACGCACACACGCCAUCGCACACUUCGCAGAAACACACAUGAAAGUUGCAGUUACUCAGUACAACCACACACUGUCUUUAUAGAGUGAUAAAACCCGUGUACACAACCCUGAAGCCAUAGAAAUUGUUAUUUUUAUCAUUAAGAACUGAGACCUGUUGCUGUGACGUGAAGCUUAGCCGACCGUAAAGCUUGUCAAGCAGCGAUCACUGCGUUGAUACCUCUAGUUUCGGUAUUCGACGUGCCUUUGGUAAACUCAAGUCCUCCGGGAGCACGCGCACCGCUUACGUAAACACCAGAUAGACGCACAACUGACAGACCGAGGACUUCACACUCAGGGUCUUCUCGCAAGUCGCUCGGCCUCGACUCAGCUUUAGCCGAGCUGAGGCUCAGAGUCAAACAGAAUAUUUUGUUGCAGUACAUAGAGAUACUGUACAUUGUCCCUCUCAUUCUGCAUACACACACACUUGCGUUGCUUCACUCUUCAAGGGCUGAACAAGAAUUAAAAGGACACAUUCAUAUUAUCGUAGGUGCAGUUAGAGUAUAAUGUAUCGGUCUGUUCACACGUUAGGUCCAGGUUUUUAUGCAGAUUUAUGCAGGAGAACAAAAGAAAACGAAUCAAAAUGGGGGUAAAAGAAUUCUGGAAGCUGAUUGGGACACAGGGAGAAGAAAUGCUUACGACGACAGCGGCAAUAUUUUAACCUUUAGUCAGGAAUAUACAGCACAAAAACUGAGAAAUGUAUAAAAAAUUCAAAGAUGUAGGAAAGUAAGGAAGUUGAAAACUAAGGUAUGAAUCUUUUCAGAGGUGCUCCUGAAUCUCGGUUAUAAUGGUAGUUACCUGCAGUGUAGAGGGCACUUGUUAAUGGUCUGCUUGUACAUAAGUAUGUGUGCACUUAUGCUAUUUUGUACCACACGCCCUCCGACCAGAGCAGCUCAUCACACCUUUGUUUUAGUGAUGGAGAUGAGACGCAUUUGAGCAAAAAAAACAGCCACACAGUUUGGACUCGUCAUGGCCCGCAGCUUUAUCUGCUGUGUAACCGGCAGCACGAGACGACUCGCGCUAUUAAAUGACACCACGUGCUGGUUUGUGCAGAAUAUCCACAUAGAUGGAAAUAGCGUGUGCGUGUGCGGUUUGACCUGACCAGCUUUGGUGCCCAAACAGGAAAAAAAAUAAAUAAAUAAAAUCUCACUCUGAAUCACACAAACAUCCUUAUUUUUCAUCAUUUUGGAUUUUAGGACUGGCAGCACCCUAUAGUGUUGUUUUUUAAUCGUGAAUAACACAUUUUAGUUUACAACAAUAUCUAGAAAACUUUUAGUGAUUUUAAACAAAAAAAAAAUCUAUUUUAGCUCAAUGUAUAAUGACAAUCUGACAGCAAGUAAUCUUUUUAAUCGAUUUGGAGAAAAGGAAGUGUGUGUGUGUGUGUGUGUGUGUGUGUGUGUGUGUGUGUGUGUGUGUGUGCGUGCGCGUGCGUGAGCGAGUGAGAGACAAUGUGUGUGUUUGUUCGUGUCAGCAAGCAGACAGUUUCAACUGUAGCCCGGUUUCAUCAUUUCAUUUGUUUGAAAUUCUCAGCUCGUCCUGCAGUUUGUCUCGAGACUGCACAAAAUGUGUCAUAUCAGAUCCACAGUCUUUGUAGUUUCAAAUCGAUCACAGAUCGAUCAGGUGAUUAAUUAGGCAUCGAUCAGUGGCUGGGCUUACGUCCGUCGGAGCAACUCUUGUUCGAGGGCGGUCUCUGUGUGCAAAGUAGAGGAAACAGAAGACAUGAGACAUGUCCGCCCUCUUCAGCCUGAACAAACUUUCCCUAUUUUUGAUUGUGGAAAAAUAAAUGGAGGUUUUAAACAAUUCACUAUUUGGUAUAAAUGUUUUUAAACUUAAAUGUUUUAUUAUUCUAAAAUUAUUGCUUUGCUGAAAAUGUGUAAUUUUUGCAACAAUGAGAAUCUGAUCAAAUGAAAUAAGUAAUAGUUUUGAAGGAAGGGUCACUAUUUUUACUUCUUUUUUUCUACAGACUGUUUUUCAUUUGUAGAUUUGUACUGUGAUCAUUUCUUGAAGCGGGAAUAAUGUUUACCCACAGCUCCAUAAAACGCUGUUCUCUAUUCUUCUUAUCGUCAACAAAUCCCUUGGAAAAAGACCAGAACUUAACAAUGAACCGAUCCUACUAACAAGUACAACAGUAACUUUAUCAUCGAAUAAUCUACCGAUCAUUUUCUGAGUUAAGUGUUUGGUUUACAAAUGUCAGUAGCUAGUGAUAAAUGUCCACAACAGGUUCCCGUAGUCCGAGGUAAUGUCUGAAAAUGUCAAGAUAUCCAGUUGUCUGUCAUAGAAGUCUGAGGAAACAAGCAAAUAUUCUCAUUUGAGAAGCUUGAACCUGUGAAUUUUUUUUUUUUGUGUGCCGUUUUUGCUUCAAAAAAAUUCUUAAUGUUUUUAUUCCAUCAUCAUAAUUGUUGCCGAUUGAUUUUCUGCCGGUCGACCAAUCCAUUUGCAGGUCUGGUAACAACUGCCGUCUGCGUAGACAGAGCCUGAUAUAUUUUAUUCCUCUGUGCCGCAGACCUCUGUUGUUUGUCCAACACCUUCGGCUGUGUCUUACAUCACUCCCUCGCGUACCUCUCCCUGUGUAAUGAACAGCAGUUUACUGUAUAGUGAGCAGUGAAACGAGAUUUCAGAUGCUUAUUAACCGUUAUCGUUCCGCGCCGGCGCUGACGAGUGUUGAGUCGCUCCGCUCUAAUUUUCUCAUCUGCAAACAGUUUGGGGAUUGUUAGCAGACGGUAGUUCCAUUGUGGGAAUUUCCUGGGGGCACGAUAAGGUCUAGUGCCAUAAUUUCUCACACACACACACACACACACAUAAAGUUAAGGUGCUCAAAUAAAAUGGCGGACAGAAAAAGUUGUGCACUACAUAGUGAACAGGGAAGGAUUUAAGGCACACCCAGUUAAAAACACACCAAUAACCAGACCAUUGUACUUGGCGACGUGGGGACUGUAGCUUAUUUUGAGUCGAUACCACACACACACACACACACACACACACACACACACCAUCCUGCUCCUGGAAAUAUUCACUAGUGUGUUAUUUCUCUGUAGCAGAAAACAGUCCCCAACAAAUGCACAGUUUUUGGAAAGUAAGGAGUCCUUUUUAAAAAAAAAAAAAAAAGAAACUAUAUAUUUUCAGCCUGUUCUUAAAGAUUUACAUCAUCACUAGGAAGCAUUGGUCUUGGGGCUGAGUGCCACAGAGAAGUAUCGAGAGACGGACUAACACGGUGUAAGUCUCUGUCUUUUCAUGGGAUUUGUUGACAAUAACGAAAAUGUCCUUUUUAUAUUCUGAAGACAACCCCGAUCAAAUGAAAGAUACAAAUGUUUUUGUAAUGGAUCACUACUUUUUUAAAAUUCCCUGAUGCAUGGUCAGUUGUUCCAACAUCUGUCUCUCCACAGAGAGGGAUGUCUGAGCGGGCGAAGCAAUACGGCGACAGCCGGGGAGGCAGAUCACGUUUUCUGUUGAAGUAAAUGAAUGAAUGUGUUGAAAGGGGUGUACCAUGUACUCUGUAUGCUACCUUUUGCUUUUUGAAAGCUGUACCAUGACCAAACGUAAGGAGUCGUUUUAAAACCACUUACUUACAAAAUGUAAGUUGUCAUCUAAACGUAAAUGUUAUUUGAUUUUGACAAAAAUCACUGUUUGUUGUUCCGAGGUAUUGUUGGCGCCAGGGGGAGAAUAGUUUCUCUCUGGUUCCACCUGAAGCAUUCACCUGCCCGCGUACUUGAAUUUGAGGUGGAGCUCUGUUUGGGACAGCGGGACAGGUCCAUGGUUCAGUGGAAGCCGUAGAGAAAUUGUUUGCGGGACUGCCCUGGUUUCUCUGUGUCCACAUCCCCUUUGCUCUAAGCCCAGAUUUUCUCUCGGUUAACGACAGACUUGACACAUAUGCCGUCUUGGGUGAGUUCGCUGUCGGGCGACAGGACGGUUUGAUUGACUCAAAUUCAAAAUUGAGUAAAACCUGCAGUUAUUUUGCCUUUGAGACGAAUCGCUGAAAAGGUGACCAUUGGAAAGAAUAGAACAAAACCAUUUCAUUGAGUGUUUUCCAGCGCAGGGGUUUCUGAAAACGGUACUGUUCUUAACCGCAGCACCUUUUUUUGUGUUCAAAAAUGAAAACAAAAAAGAACAAGCAUCAGUGUUUCUGGAAAAUAACUGUUUUCUUUCUUUGAUUUGAGG